AGCCUUUGCGUUAGGACAAGGUGCUAGAAGUGGCAGAGCGAAAGAAAAGGCUCGAGCGCUAGAGCGGAAAAUCAUAGCAAGCUACAGUAACUGUCCAUUCAUACGGAGACUUGUAGCAUCUGUCAUCAUAUCAGUAUAAAACAAAACCUGAGCCCUGAAGUCAAUUUGGAGCACUCUACUAUCCGAAAGAAUGCAGCUUGGCCAGUCAACCCGGUGGGAGUGACCGAUAAGGAUGGGCCAAAGAAGCAGAGCCCACUGGUGAGGAGUGGUGGAGAGGCCAAACAGAACCAUAGCGACUAAACUACGCCGAGUGCCACCAUGCCCCGCCUCCCCUCCUGAACUCUCCUCCGACUCAGUCCCUUCCACUCCCUCUCCCUCACACACAGAUACAGUCGAGCUGCGGGUCACGCUCGCUAUGGCCUCGGCCUACCUGUGGAAGCUGUCGUCCCAGAAGCUGGGCUUCUUCCUGGUGAGCUUUGGCUUCAUCUGGGGCAUGAUGCUGCUCCACUUCACUAUCCAGCAGCGGGCCACGCACGAGAGCAGCACCAUGCUGCGACAGCAGAUCCUGGAGCUCAGCAAGCGCUACAUCAAGGCCCUGGCCGAGGAGAACCAGAGCGUCAUGGACGGGCCCUACGUGGGAACCAUGACGGCCUAUGAUCUGAAGAAGACCCUGGCGGUGCUCCUGGACAAUAUCAUGGUACGGCUGGGCAAGCUGGAGUCCAAGGUGGAGAACAUCUACAACGGCACGGGGGCUAACCUGACCAAUGGCACCAGCACGGUCACGCCCAGCGCCUCCAAUGCAGAGAAGGUCAACGUGGCAGAUCUGCUGAACGGCGCUCAGGAGAAAUGUGAGCUUCCCCCCAUGGACGGCUUCCCUCACUGUGAGGGCAAAGUCAAGUGGAUGAAGGACAUGUGGCGGUCAGACUCAUGCUACACCAACUACGGCGUGGACGGCUCCACCUGCUCCUUCUUCAUAUAUCUCAGCGAGGUGGAGAACUGGUGCCCGCGCCUACCGUGGAGAACCAAGACAUUGAAUGAGGAGGCCGACCGGAGGGGCCAGACGGAGAUCCGGACGAGCUUCGAGGAGCUAUAUCGGGUCAUGUCUCGGCGAGAAGAGUUCCGCUGGAUGAUGCUCCGGAUCAAGCGCAUGGAAGACCCCUGGAUCAACGCCAUCCGCGCCCUGGCUGCCAAGCAGAACCUGGCCAAGCGCAAGAGGAAGAAGAUCCUGGUGCACCUGGGCCUGUUGACCAAGGAGUCGGGCUUCAAGAUUGCAGAGAACGCCUUCAGUGGGGGCCCCCUGGGGGAGCUMUUGCAAUGGAGUGACCUCAUCACCACCCUCUACCUGCUGGGCCACGACGUACGCAUCUCCGCCUCCCUGGCCGAGCUCAAAGAGAUCAUGAGGAGAGUGAUGGGGAACAAGUCCAGCUGCCCCACCCAGGGGGACAAGGUGGUGGAGCUCAUCUACAUUGACAUUGUGGGCCUGACCCAGUUCAAGAAGACACUGGGGCCCUCCUGGGUCCACUAUCAGUGUAUGCUGCGGGUUUUGGAUUCCUUCGGSACAGAGCCCGAGUUCAACCACGCCCACUAUGCUCAAUCCAAGGGCCACAAGACCCCCUGGGGCAAGUGGAACCUCAACCCCCAGCAGUUCAACACCAUGUUCCCCCACACGCCAGACAACAGCUUCCUGGGCUUUGUGGUGGAGCAACACCUGAACGCCAGCGACAUCCGCCACAUUGACGAAGUCAAGCGGCAGAACCAGUCGCUGGUCUAUGGCAAGGUGGACAACUUCUGGAAGGACAAGAAGACCUACCUUGACAUCAUCCACACCUACACGGAGGUGCACGCCACCGUGCACGGUACCAGCACUGUGCACUUGCCCAGCUACGUGAGAAACUACGGCAUCCUGAGCGGCCGUGACCUGCAGUUCCUCCUCAGGGAGACCAAGCUAUUUGUUGGCCUGUCCUUCCCCUACGAAGGCCCUGCCCCCCUAGAGGCCAUAGCCAAUGGCUGUGCCUUCCUCAACCCCAAGUUCACCCCUCCCAAGAGCAGCAAGAACACAGACUUCUUCAAGGGCAAGCCCACCCUGAGAGAGUUGACCUCCCAGCACCCAUAUGCUGAGGUGUAUAUUGGCCAGCCCCACGUGUGGACGGUGAACAUCGACAACCCUGCGGAGGUGGAGAGAGCCAUCCGCUCAAUCCUCAGUCAGAAGAUCGAGCCCUACCUGCCCUAUGAGUUCACCUGUGAGGGGAUGCUGCAAAGAGUCAACGCCUUCAUUGAGAAUCAGGAUUUCUGCCAUGGUCAGGUGAUGUGGCCUCCCCUUAGUGCUCUGCAGGUGAAGCUGGCUGAGCCGGGGAGCUCCUGUAAGCAGGUGUGUCAGGAGGAGCAGCUCAUCUGCGAGCCCUCCUUCUUCCAGCACCUCAACAAGGACAAGGACCUGGCCCGGUUCGGCAUGGACUGCCAGACGGUGGAGUCGUCGGGCGACACGGUGGUGCCUGCGUACAGCGACGCACGUCACCACUGCGUCUUCCAGUCAGACCUGCUGCUGUUCAGCUGCGCCGGCGCCCACCCCUCCCUCAAACGCGUCUGCCCCUGCCGGGACUACAUGAAGGGCCAGGUGGCGCUGUGCAAAGGCUGCCUAUAGCCCCUGUCUGUCUGUCUGGGUGUGUGGAGAGGAUCGAACUGGAGUGGAUUGGACCCCGUACCCUUCCAGAGCGCUGCAGGGAAAUGGGGGGUUGGGGACCUCUAGCUCUGACCACUGACGGCUUGACUCCUCCCCCUAGCUCCUCCCACAGCCAGUCCUCUGGAGGGAGGAAGAGCAGCCUGGGAACUAGACAACCAUGAGACAUUUAUAUUAUUUGUGUUUUUAAUCGCCUGAACUUUGACCUUAAGGUAUUUUGAUCAGCUUGUCAGACAGACACAGAAUCGGCAGAAAACUGGAAAUUCAAACGGUGGACAGAGAGAGGCCAGUGAGCUAUAUACAUUACUCUGGGAACUAGGAAUGUCAAUGAAACAGUUUUCAGUAAGGCAUGGGAAAGGAGGGUACAGAAAAGAGACAUUGAGCAUCGGCCUGAAUUACUUGAAUCAAUGGGAGUAGCUGUAUAUUUGAGGCGGAGCGCAUGGCAACAGAGCUCCCUACUGCCCCUAGGCUGUGUGGCAGUGGGUGGUACUGCAGUCGGUGGCCCAGUGAAUCCACCCACUCUCUCUCCAAGCUUGUAGUCGCAUCGUGGGACCAACGAGCUGGUGUCGCCACACUCGGCAUGCUUUCCUUUCUGCCCCCUUUUAUCUUUGAACUCUUUGAGCUAUGUAGGUUUGCACUGGAGACCCAUAAGGGGUCGUCCCAGGCAAUAAGGCUCAAUGUCCACACUAGCAUACUACUUAAGAUGAAGCAAUGCACAGGGCAUGUAUUCUGAAUGGUAUGCGCCAAUGGAAAGUUGCCCAUAGAUCCUGAUCUAUGGUCAGUUUUUCUUUUCCCUUAUUUAUGGUUAAGGUCACGAUUGGGGGAAUGGAAGCUGAUCCUAAAUCUAUACCUAGGGGAAACUUCACCAAAAGAAAUGCUAGUGUGAAGCAGAGCCAGUUUUACACUGUAACUGUACCGCUCCCCAUAGUCGCGUCUAGACAGGGGAGUGGUCAGAUGUAGAUAUGUUGAUUUAAAUGUUCCAAAUUGCAAAUCACUUUUAGUCCUGAGGCAUUUUCCCUCGUGGUCAUUCCCAACUACAGCUCACAUGCUCCUCUGUAGCCCUGCAUGGUAGAUUGACCCUCAUGUUCCCAAUGUACAGACUAGAGGCUGAGUUUUCAGCUCGCACACAUUCACUGCCACACACGCCUGACUGACCAGUUGGGAUGUGCUGGGGAAAAGAGGUGUGUGCAAAAUAAUUGCCAGUAGCCAAUGAAAAUCAUAAUUUUUAAUUAAUCAAUUUCAAUCAAAUGUUUCAAGAAAUGAUUAUCAGGUCAGAUCAGUCACAUGCAAUAGCUACUUGACGGGGAGUCUGUGUGACACAGAUUAUAUAGUGUGGUACUGUUCUGUAAACAGUAGAACACCAUCAGAGAUGUAGUGGGAAAGGUCACCCAGGCAGAUCAAACAUCAGUCUUGCCUUGACCACAAUAGAUUUAUCUGAAAAAUAUUCUAAAUUAUUGAAGAUAUAUUGAUCAUGAAUAUUUGUAUUCUAGAUUUAAGUAUUUAUGUAUACACUAGACCGAAAGAUCACAUACAAACGUCAUUUCUAUGGCGGUACUGUACGUUAUAGCUCUUGACAGAGCAACACACACACCUGCACCUAGUUUUUCAUUUGGAGAUCGUUUAGGAUCCUAAUUUGCCUGCCAAUUUUUUAAGCGUCAAUAAAAGUUUGAAUUAGUAGUCCUUGUUGUGAAUGGAAAUAAUGCACUACUUUAAUCUAGUUAAUGAAGUUAAACAAAAUAUUACUAAUACUGUAUAUUCUUCAUAUGGGUUUUACGUUUUUUAAAUUUAUUUUGUAUACAGAUCUUUGUUUGCUGAAUUUCUUUUUAUUUAUAGAAAAGUUCUUUUUACAGAGGGUAAUUUUAUUUAUCGAAAAGUAAUAUAACGUGUACAUUCAAGUGGAUGGAUGAGACGGGAGUUGUUUGUCCAAUCUGACUCCUCCCUCCAGCAACAGUGAUGAGAGAAUGACAAAGAUAUCCAAAGGCUUUGGAAACAUGGCUGCAAAAGGCCAUGUAAAAACUUAGAAACUGGUCAAAAGUAGUACACUAUAUAGGGAAUAGGGUGUCAUUCAGACACACCUUGAGACCGUCCUCUUAGACACUGAUGAAAUGGACAGUAGUGACAGACGUCUCUUCUCAUCACUGUACUUUCGGGGUGAUGAUUACAUUUUGACAAAAGCAGCGCACACUUUAUUUGUUAUUGUAAAUGCCAGCAAGAACCUUGUGACGUUUUUAUUUUCAGGUCUUAAUGCAAACCAUUUGCACAUUUGUAAAUAUAGAUAUGUUGUCUUUCAGAUGGUCACUUACGUUUUAAGACUUGCUUUUUUCCCCCGUACUGUCCAGAUCAGUUUUUAUUAAGUUUGUGUAUACGAUCUGCAGCCAAGCUACCGUUAUAAAAAGUACAUGACGUGCCUUUUGAUGGUUAUUACUAGACUCCGCUUAUCGUACCUGCCCAAUACAUCUACCGGACCUAGUGCCAGAGAAAAUUGUUAGUUGAGUUCACUAGAAGGAUAAUGUUUCUUAUAACAUUAACAGUAAUUGUAUGUGUUGGACUAAGUGGUGAUGGUUAAAAAAAAUCUCUUAAUGCUAUUGUGGACAUGUUUACCGAAGGCUUUUAGUGGGGUAAAAUACAGCAUAUGAAAGCAUCUGCUUUUUUGUGGCAGUGGCCUUGUUCUACUUGUAUUAGAGUCAGACUUAUUUAGAGUAUGUUGUCAACUAUGUCUUUCCUUUCAUUGGUUAUUUAUAAAUGAGAGAUCUUGACAACCAAUAUAAAUAGCCUCUAUAAUUGUCUAUUUUAAAUUGGUUUGUCCUAAAAUAAUAGCUGAAAGGAAGAUGUGUUAUGGACAUGAGAAGAUUUCCUUAAGUAUCUUUAACCCAACAUCGAAAUGUUUCCGUUGUCAAAUCUGCAUUUGCAUUCAUACAUAUCCAUUAUGACUUAUUUUUUUCCAAUCUCAACCUUGUUUUAAGCUAUCAUGGAAAAGCUAAAGCAACGAUUAUUCUGGGACUAAAUUAUGACUGUACAAAAAACUAAACAUUCUGACGAAUAAGUGGAAUAUAACUUUAUUUUUCAAUAAACCUUUUUCUGUGACAAA
This is a messenger RNA of Salvelinus sp. IW2-2015, 5765 nucleotides long. Its product is annotated as alpha-1,6-mannosylglycoprotein 6-beta-N-acetylglucosaminyltransferase A-like. Gene Ontology annotation, biological process: protein N-linked glycosylation. Lineage: Eukaryota; Metazoa; Chordata; Actinopteri; Salmoniformes; Salmonidae. Gene Ontology annotation, molecular function: alpha-1,6-mannosylglycoprotein 6-beta-N-acetylglucosaminyltransferase activity. Gene Ontology annotation, cellular component: Golgi apparatus. The record is from RefSeq and is a predicted model, not a curated record.